This is a messenger RNA of Sciurus carolinensis (gray squirrel), 3672 nucleotides long. RefSeq names its product prothymosin alpha-like. The record is from RefSeq and is a predicted model, not a curated record. Gene Ontology annotation, molecular function: histone binding. The coding region runs from base 2843 to 3217 and encodes 124 amino acids. Lineage: Eukaryota; Metazoa; Chordata; Mammalia; Rodentia; Sciuridae. Gene Ontology annotation, cellular component: nucleus. Gene Ontology annotation, biological process: positive regulation of transcription by RNA polymerase II; negative regulation of apoptotic process. The transcript has 2 exons.
AAGAUUCAUCACUUAUGUAUAAAAAUGCCUUAGAUUUAUGUGCAUUGAUCUUAUAUCCCGCUACUUUACUGAAUUCACUUAUGAGUUCUAAAAGUUUUCUGGUGGAAUUUCCUGGUUCCUGUAAGUAUAUAAUCAUUUUCUUGAAACAUCCUUGUCAGUUUUUGGCAUGAAGAAGAUUCUGCUUCUGACUGAGAAUAUGACCAGGAUUUCAGGUAUGGCUGGGGUCAAAAGCAGAAUAUGCAGAUCAGUAAAUGUUACAGAAAUAAUUUUGUCUUUUUGUGGGAAGGUAUGACUUCUAUUAAUAGUCAAGAAGAUUUCUGUGAUAUUUGAACUUGUGUGAACAGGGUUGAUGAGGGCAGAUUUAGGCAGAACAGAUCUCCAGGCAAAUAUCAUAUACCCAAGUUCACCUGCAAUUAUAGUUUGGAACUUCCAUCUUUCUAUGGCUUUCAAAGGGAAGCCAUAGGCCUUGGGAAAGUGGGUCACUCCCACUAAAACAGCCCAACUGAGGCAGCCAUGAGAAGCAGUACUUCAAAUCAGAAGUUGUUAUGCAACAGUUUCUCCAUCCUGGGACUAGCAUCUCUUCCUUCCACUUCUACUUUCAGAAGGAAUGUAAGGAUCCACUUCUCACAGCUUCCUUUUGUGAUAUAUAUGCACACACACACACACACACACACACACAUGCAUGCACACACACAAUGGUCUAUUUUUCAACUAUAAAAGUGAAUAAAAUCCUGUCAUUUGUAAUUUGCAGUAGUAUGAAUCAUCCUGGACAUUAUGUUAAGUGAAAUAAGAUAAUCAGAGGCAAAUACCACAUGUUCUGCUAUAUACUUGGAAGCUCAAAAGUUUGAACUCCUAGAAUUAGAGAGUAUAAUAGUAGUAACCAGAACCUGGGGAGGGAACAAGGAAGGUAGAUGGAUAGAGGAUGGUUAAUGGGUACGGGGGGGCUGCUGCGUAGGAGAAAACUUCUAAUGUUCUGUAAGCUCAGUAGGAUAUUUACAAUUGACAACAGUUGUAUAUUUCAAAAUAGCCAAUAGAAUUUUGAAUGUUCCCAUUGUUCCUAACACAAGGAAAUGGUUAAUGUUUAUUUGAUGAAUAUGCCACUGCCCUGAUAUGCUCAUUGUAUAUUGUAUACAUAUAUUGAAAUAUCACACUGUACCUCAUAAACAUGUGCAAUUAUUAUGUGUCAAUACAAAUGAAUAAAGGAUCUGGGCAGGUCAGAGAUGUCACAGAAAUCACCUAGAAUUUCCUGUUUCUCUGAAAAAGAAGGGGUCUGUGCUUCCAUUUUUCCAGGGGAUUGGGACAACACAACAUUACAUGUUUUGCUGACAAAGCAUGUAAUGAUUAGUGAAUGCUGUAUGUGUAUGAGCAACUAAUCAUACUGAUGUAUGAUCAAUAUAUAUUAACCAAAAACAAAAUAAAAAUCUAUAAUGGUAGAGAGAGGAAGAUAGAUUAUUCCCCAUCUCUUUCUUCAGAAACCAGUAUCUUUUCCAUAAACCUAACAACAGUCAGGGACCAAAUUCCACUCCUUGUUACCAUGAAGUCUGUGCUUCUAACCUCUGUGCUCUGGCCUCAGUUCACACAUCAUCUGUAGAAAAUUUCAGUUUGGACUUGAACCUCAAAUCAGGAGCAACAUUCAUUGAUUGAGAUUUUAGAAACCCUAGGGAAAUUAAAUCAUAUGAUUUCUUUGAAAAAUCUUGGCAGAGAAUGAUGUGAACAUCAGAGAGCCAAUGUUACCCUAAAUAAUGUAAAGAUAAAUAUGUGGGUUAUGCUGGUAACUCUUGUUCUCAAAAGUGACCAAUUAGUUGCCUCUGGGGAACCAGCCCUCCUUUUGCUUUUUACCCUUGUUUCUUCAACUCCUGAUGAGGUUUGGGAGCAGUGUUCUCUGCUCACUGGCUGGGACUAUCUUGCUUGGAACCAAAUACUUGUGGGAAAACUUUCACAGAGAUCUUAGACUUGUGUGUUGGGAGAUUCUCACUUAUAAUUCAAUGGAUCAAGAAUGUUUUUUCACGUGGGAAGGUGUGUAGAUGAAGGUAGGGCAACAGAAAGUUUCUUGGAGAGGAUGCACCCAAAACAAGUCAGUACUUCAGUAGAAGCUAUGUCUCUGCAGCUCCCAGUCCUGGAUCACAGAACAGGCUACUACUCCUGGUCCUUGUGCAAGAGGCAAAUAGUACUGCUGCAUAUUAGGCUGGGGAUUGCACAGUGGGGGAGAUAGAGCCAGACCUUUCACCAGAACCUAAGCAUUCUCAGAGAUAAGCAGCAGCCCAGGAUACAGGUGGUAGAAUAUGGUUGUUUUAUUCUGUUUGCUGCUCCAUGGGGUUUCAGUAUUCAAGGCCAAUACCCUGUUGUGAUGUGAAGCAUUCUGCACUACAGAUAACAUGGGUAACUGGCCUUAUCUGCAGGGGUACUGGGAACAGGGGAUUCAUAUUUACCUCACUCUGGGAAAGCAGGCCUUGGCAAGUAAGUUUCCUUUUCCUCUCCUUUUCUUUAACUCAGAGAAAGUUCUUGAUUUAUUGGAGGAGAACAGCUGCAAGAAGAGCAAGCCCUACCCAGUGAGGUUCCUCUUGUGAGUACCUGGACUUGGGGUCUGGUAACUCAGUGAAACUACACUGUCCCCUGAAGUGGAAACAGAAGCUCCUUAAGACUGUCCUGCACUCCCUGUAGGUCAGAGAAUCUAGUCCAAAGUAAGAAAAAAUAAAAGAAGCCCACUGGCUGCUCUGAAAAGCCAUCUUUGCAUUGUUCCUGGGUCCAGCUCCUUGCUCGCUGCAGCUACCUCCGCUGCAGUGGACUCCAGCAGCUUUAUCGCCAGAGUCCCUGAACUCUCGUUCCCUCCUUAACACACUGCAUGGGCUCACCGGCGUGCCCCGUGUCAGACGCGGCCGUGGACACUAGCUCCGAGAUCACCACCAAGGACUUAAAGGAGAAGAAGGAAGCUGUGGAGGAGGCAGAGAAUGGACGAGAUGCCCCUGCUAAUGGGAAUGCUAAUGAGGAAAAUGGGGAGCAGGAGACUGACAAUGAGGUAGAAGAGGAAGAGGGUGGUGAGGAAGAGGAGGAGGAGGAGGAAGGUGAUGGUGAGGAAGAGGAUGGAGACGAAGAUGAGGAGGCUGAGGCAGCUACGGGCAAACGGGCAGCCGAAGAUGACGAGGAUGAUGAUGUUGAUACCAAGAAGCAGAAGACCGAUGAGGCUAACCGGACAGCAAAAAAGGAAAAGUUAAACUAAACCUAAAAGGCCGCCGUGACCUAUUCACCCUCCACUUCCCGUCUCAGACUCUAAACCUGGUCACCUUGGAGCAGAGAGGCGCGCCCGCCCACCCCCCGCGGGCAGUGCCACCCGCAAACGACACGCACUCUCCACCACCCAACCAAAUCACGACGUGAAUUUGCAACAGGGGAGGAAAAAAAAGAAUCAAAACUUCCAAGGUCCUGCUGUUUUUUUCUUAAAAGUACUUUAAAAAAGGAAAAUUUGUUUGUAUUUUUUAUUUACAUUUUAUAUUUUUGUACAUAUUGUUAGGGGUCAGCCAUUUUUAAUGAUCUCAGAUGACACCAGCCUUUGGAGUGUUCUGUGUCCUACUUCUGACUUUACUUGUGCUGUGACCAUGUUCAUUAUAAUCUCAAAGGAGAAAUAAAAACCUUGUAAAAAAAAAAAAAAAGCAACAACAACAACAACAAAAAGAA